Carica papaya (papaya) is the source of this 1082-nucleotide messenger RNA. RefSeq names its product aluminum induced protein with YGL and LRDR motifs (gene AILP1). NCBI's taxonomy places the organism in Eukaryota, Viridiplantae, Streptophyta, Magnoliopsida, Brassicales, Caricaceae. The record is from RefSeq and is a predicted model, not a curated record.
CCCCGUCUGCCAUUGCCAUUCUCAUGUCUGAGCUCUGAAUCUCCUAGUUCAUACCAGAGAAAUCAAGUUAAAUUACGCAACAAUCUUUAUUGUAGUUUCGUUAGAAAAUUUUCUUGAAGCAGAGAGUUUUCUAGGGAAGAGAAAGAGAGAGACAAUGUUGGGAGUUUUCAGUAGCUCGAUAAUGUCACCACCAGACGAACUGGUGGCGGCGGGGUGCCGGACUCCAUCCCCUAAGAUAUCGGCGUCGGCGCUGGUGAAUCGUUUUCUGGAGACCAAUCCCUCGGCCGUGUCCGUGCGGAUCGGCGACAACGUCCAGUUGGCGUACACUCACCGAAACGAGUCUGCUUUACACCCCAGAUCAUUUGCGGUUAAGGAUGAGAUAUUCUGCUUGUUUGAGGGAGCUCUGGACAAUUUGGGGAGUCUGAGACAGCAGUAUGGGCUGGCUAAGUCUGCAAAUGAGGUUGUUUUAGUGAUUGAAGCCUACAAGGCUCUCCGUGAUCGGGCACCUUACCCUCCCAACCAUGUUGUAGGACACCUCAAUGGAAGCUUUGCUUUCAUUGUUUUUGACAAAUCCAUCUCCACUUUGUUUGUGGCUUCUGAUCAAUUUGGUAAGGUUCCUCUGUAUUGGGGAAUCACUGCCGAUGGAUAUGUUGCCUUCGCUAAUGAUUCUGAGUUGCUCAGAGGUGCUUGUGGCAAGUCUCUUGCAUCUUUCCCUCAAGGUUGUUUCUUUUCUACAGCAGUUGGAGAAUUGAGAAGCUAUGAGAAUCCUAAGAACAAGAUCACUGCAGUUCCCGCUAAAGAAGAAGAGAUCUGGGGUGCUACAUUUAAGGUGGAAGGACCAGCAGUUUUUGCAGGUACAAAGUAGAAGUUGGCUGAGAAUUCUAUAAUUUGUUUUGUUUUUCUAUGGUUAUGAAUAUGUGAAUAAGUUUAAUAGUUGUUAGAAUGGAAAAAUAGAAGCCAAGUUGGUUUAGGCAACUUUGUAUUCUGAGUACUUCAAUUUGCUUCUGUUUUAUCUUUAUUGUACAGCUUGCUUUUCAGUUAAAUAAUGUAAGUGUUGGAGGUUUUAAAUCUCAUUUUUUUUU